AUGUUCUCAUCCCUGACCUCAUCCUCCGCCAUCUCGAACCUAGGCACGCGGCUCACCUCCCUCCGACGAGCCAUCACCCUAGGCGAUGAAGCCGACGACCCAGACAACGAAGACUGCUCGCACAUUUCCAACGUGCUGCGCGCCUACUAUACGGAGAAAGGACGGCCCUUCCCGAACUGGCUGCCCCCCGAUCCGAAAGCGCCAACACCAGCGCCGGCACGGGUCAUCGCGACGACGCAAGUGCAGGCCGGAGGAGCAGCCGGCGGCGGCGGUGGUCCAGCAGCAUCGGCGUAUGGACGCAGCGGAGGCGGCGGAUUGGGAGACUUGUGGGGAGAUUCGGGUUCAACGACGGCGCCGGCCUCGCAGACGGCCAGUCUGCGUCGAGGUCGGUUGACACCCGGCAGUGGUGGAAACAUGGGGGCGCCUCUAGCCGCCACGGCCAGCGCACCAUCGGGGAUGAUUGCAUCACCGCAUAGUCCGUCACCUGGUGCAGGUGUGCCGACCGGGUCAGCGAGACCGCUGCCUAGCCAGCGAGCCGGGUCGUAUCAGACGAUCUCGGGUCCAGUCACAGGUGGAGGAGGUGCAGGUGCAGGGCUAGAGCGAGCGGCGUCGGCUCAAGAGAGACUGCGAGCUAGAUUACACGGGGGCCGGUCUCCCAGUCCCGGGCAGAAUCCGGGCAGUUCGAGUGGUAGUCGGCCGGGUUCGCCAUAUGUUGGAGGGGGAGCGGAUCCUAGUGCACGAAAACCGGUAGGCAUGCCGGGAAGACGAUAA
Molecule: messenger RNA, 771 nt
Organism: Aspergillus luchuensis
Lineage: Eukaryota; Fungi; Ascomycota; Eurotiomycetes; Eurotiales; Aspergillaceae
Exons: 1
Coding region: 1-771 (256 amino acids)
Source: RefSeq, a predicted model, not a curated record